This is a messenger RNA of Xenopus laevis (African clawed frog), 2645 nucleotides long. It is a transcript of the gene rad1.L, whose product is annotated as RAD1 checkpoint DNA exonuclease L homeolog. NCBI's taxonomy places the organism in Eukaryota, Metazoa, Chordata, Amphibia, Anura, Pipidae. Gene Ontology annotation, cellular component: nucleus; checkpoint clamp complex. The record is from RefSeq and is a predicted model, not a curated record. The coding region runs from base 406 to 1257 and encodes 283 amino acids. Gene Ontology annotation, biological process: DNA damage checkpoint signaling; DNA repair. The transcript has 6 exons.
GGAGGGGAUAGGAAGGCCGGUAUUUUUUUCCAGAAAAGGUGGUAACCCUAGUAACGGGAUUAUUACUUACUUGGGGACAAUGUUGGGAAAGUGAGCAGCUGAUACAGCUCUUGCUCCCCUCCUGCUGUUGCUCCCCUUUUUGCCCUCCGGCUCUUGCUGCCCUCCGGCUCUUGCUGCCCUCCUGCUCUUGCUGCCCUCCUCUUAGUGUUCAGCUUAAGGAUUUUUCCUUCUGUUUCUGAACUUGGUUUGCCAGCUGUUGUUGGAGGACAACUCCCAUUGUGCUCUCACUGUUGACCCUUAUUAUAUCAUGAAAACUGGAGGGAGUUGUAGUCCAGAAACAUCCAGGGGCCUAGAAUUCAGAACUUGGCUGAAUAUAAAGGUUUGUGCGUUCCCUUGCAGCGGUGCAUGAAUAUGCCUUUCCUGACGCAGCCCGAAGCGGAUGACGAUCAGUACGUGCUCACCUGCAGCCUGGAUAAUGUCAGGAACCUGUCCAACAUUCUGAAAGCCAUUCACUUCAAAGACCACGCGUCCUGCUUUGCUACUAACAAUGGCCUUAAAGUCACAGUGGAAAAUGCAAAGUGUCUCCAGGCCAACGCCUUCAUUCAGGCCGGAAUCUUUCAAGAAUUCAACAUCCGAGAGGAGUCUGUUGUGUUUCGGGUCAAUCUGACUGUCCUGCUGGAUUGUCUUACGAUAUUUGGUGCUAGUGCUGGGCCAGGUACACCUACAGCUUUAAAAAUGUGUUACCAAGGAUACGGCCAUCCCCUCAUCCUGUUUCUGGAAGAAAGUGGGGUGGUCACAGUGUGCAAAAUCAACACCCAGGAACCUGAGGAGACUCUGGACUUUGAUUUCUGCAGCACCAAUGUCCUUAAUAAAAUCAUCCUCCAAUCAGAGGGACUCAGGGAGGCGUUUGCUGAACUGGACAUGACCAGCGAGUUCCUGCAGAUCAUCAUGUCUCCAGAUAAGCCGUAUUUUAGGUUGUCCACAUUUGGCAAUGCUGGAAGCGCACACCUAGACUAUCCCAAAGAUUCGGAUCUGAUAGAAGCUUUCCACUGCACUCAAACUCAAACUAACAGAUAUAAAAUCUCUUUGCUGAAACCAUCCACAAAGGCGUUGGCUUUAUCCUGUAAAGUUUCCAUCAGGACAGACAACAGAGGCUUUCUCUCCCUACAGUACAUGAUCCGCAAUGAGGACGGGCAGAUCUGCUUUGUGGAGUAUUACUGCUGCCCAGAUGAGGAAGUCGGAGAGGCCGAUGUAUAGACUGAGGCACAGUCAUCUCUAUAGACUCAUCCAGUUUGCUGUCUCUCAUGGUGAGACCUACGGAAGAGGAGAGGCGUGAUAUUGAGUACACCAUAUACAUUCCUCUUUUAUACAAUGCCAACUCCCAUUGUUUCAUAAGUCCUUGUCAGGGUCUGAGGUUCUCUCUAAGGGAUGGUCCUACAGGGACUACUGGAAGGUGAACUUGAGGGGACUAUGUUGAACAGAUGUGUCCUGCUCCAUCCCAUGAAUGGAUGAUACCAGCUCAGGCAGGGGGUUCACAUAUCUCCAGUUAAACUACUCUCUGCUUAGCUUGAGCCUUGACCCCUUCAUACCUAUAUUGUGCUGGAGGGACAAAGCUUCCCCUCCAGCAUCUCUGUAUAUAGUUCUGCAAACCCGCUUGAUCAGUGUCUAACGACUGACUACAAGAGAGGUGGAAAAAUGGCAGAAGUAUGAGUAAUAUAGGGCAUAUAAUGCAAAAGACUGUGUAUAUUGUACUAUACUGGGGGUUUGGGGGCUGAACCUGAAAUAUCAGUCAGGUAGAUAUCACCACAUAUCACAUACCUGUACGUCCCCAGGUACUCACACCAUUUAUUUCACCAAAUGAAACCAAGUAGGAUGUAGAUUUCCUGACUGGUUCUAGAUAGGCCCCAGGUAUAAUCGUUCACCUCAAAAUAGGGAUGAACCAAAUCCAGGAUUCUGCCUUUUUCAGUCGGAUUAGGGCCGAGUCCUUCUCCAAGGCCGAACCGAUUCCUAAUUUUCAUAUGCAAAUUCAGGCUGGGAGGGAAAUCGCAUGACUUUUUGUCACAAAACAAGGAAGUAAAAAAUGUUUCCCCUUCCCACCCCUAAUUUGCAUAUGCAAAUUAGGAUCCGGUUCGGUAUUCGGCUGAAUCUUUCGCAAAGGGUCCGGCCGAAUCCAAAAUAGGGGAUCAGGUGCAUCCCUAUCUCAAAAUGAUUGUGAAGUAUUUUCCAAGGCAAAGUAUCACAACUGGGGCCGGGUAUCUACAUCCUACAUGGAUUCAUUCAACCCGACUUCACCAUAUUAUUUAAAUGAUAUUAUAUACAUUUUAUUUCUUUUGGUGAGUGUAAUGAAAAGGUGUGAUUUUUGUUUGCACUUAUUUAUACAGUAUGUGCUCUGGCUAAAGAGUUGACACAUAGGAAAGCUUGUUUUCUUUAAUGUGCCCUUAAUUAGGCAAUACUUUGCUACAAUUGCCAGUCCUAGAGCGUUCAAUAGGGGAUUUGUCAUCAUUAGUAGCAAUCUAUUCCUUACAUUACAACCUCCCCGGGUUCCUUCAGUGCAGCCCUCCUUCUGUUACACACGUGAUUUGCACUUGCACCAAGGACCCCCUCCGCUGUGAAUAAUGUAUUUUUAGAAUAAAAUAUUAUACAAA